CGCAGUAUGCGUCAGCCCUAGCCCAGAACCCAGAGAUCAUUGCGCGAGCGGAGGAGGGCAUUUUGUGGCGAGAGAGACUGCUAGAGGGGGAGCAGGAAGAAGAGAGCACAAGAUGGCGGCUUGAGGAGGAUCAGGAGAGGGGUUGCGGUUGUAUUACAGGCUGGGAAGUCGAUAGACGAGCCCGUGACUGAGGGUCGGGAAGCCAUUAGAAAUACGCAGCGGCAAAAGAGCGGGGGGUUGUUGAGAGCGGAAAAAGGAACGAAAACGGGUGACCCCCCCCCCCAAACACAACAAAGAACUCAAAGUAACGCGGAUACUGUUGUCCCUGUGCGGAAGGAUCUGCUUUUGUCACUUCUAGUCUCCCCACGCCGCAUCCGUUGUUAAUCUGUUCCGCUUUAUACCUCCGGGGAAUCGGUACCACCCCGGAUCAUGGCGAGCAGCAGCGGCUCCAAAGCCGAGUUUAUCGUCGGUGGGAAAUAUAAGCUCGUGCGGAAGAUCGGAUCUGGCUCCUUUGGAGACAUUUACCUGGCGAUCAAUAUCACCAAUGGCGAGGAGGUAGCCGUAAAGCUGGAAUCGCAGAAAGCUCGCCACCCCCAGUUGUUGUAUGAAAGCAAAUUGUACAAGAUACUUCAAGGAGGUGUUGGAAUCCCUCAUAUCCGGUGGUAUGGACAAGAAAAGGAUUAUAAUGUUCUAGUUAUGGACUUGCUUGGACCCAGUCUUGAAGAUCUUUUCAAUUUUUGCUCGCGUAGGUUCACAAUGAAGACAGUUCUUAUGUUAGCAGACCAGAUGAUAAGUAGAAUUGAAUAUGUACACACAAAGAAUUUUAUACACAGAGACAUUAAACCAGAUAACUUUCUAAUGGGCAUCGGACGUCACUGUAAUAAGUGUUUAGAAUCUCCAGUGGGGAAGAGGAAAAGAAGCAUGACUGUUAGUACCUCUCAGGACCCAUCUUUCUCAGGAUUAAACCAGUUAUUCCUUAUAGACUUUGGUUUGGCCAAAAAGUACAGAGACAACAGGACGAGGCAGCACAUACCUUAUAGAGAAGACAAAAAUCUUACUGGCACGGCCCGUUAUGCUAGUAUAAACGCUCACCUAGGAAUUGAACAAAGUCGCCGUGAUGAUAUGGAGUCCCUAGGCUACGUGCUAAUGUAUUUCAACAGGACCAGCCUUCCGUGGCAGGGAUUAAAGGUUCCACAGGCAGCUACAAAGAAGCAAAAGUAUGAAAAGAUAAGUGAAAAGAAGAUGUCCACUCCAGUUGAGGUGUUGUGUAAGGGCUUUCCUGCAGAAUUUGCAAUGUAUCUGAACUACUGCCGUGGCUUACGAUUUGAAGAGGCACCAGACUACAUGUACCUGCGACAACUAUUCCGUAUUCUGUUCAGAACACUGAACCACCAAUAUGACUACACAUUUGACUGGACAAUGUUAAAGCAGAAAGCAGCUCAGCAAGCAGCCUCCUCCAGUGGGCCGGGCCAGCAAGCCCAAACCCCCACAGGCAAGCAAACUGACAAAUCCAAGAGUAACAUGAAAGGGUUUUGAACACAAAAGGAGCAGACAUCACAGAGCAGGCUGGAGCUGGACCGGUCACUCCCCUGAAACCUAGAGAUUUUUAGUUGAUAUGUACACUUGCCGGUUGUCGUCGGAGACCAUUUACUUGGUGUAAAGCUGAACUUAAUUUCCGUAUAAACUGGCUACCUGCGGUGUCCAAUACACAGAACGUAGCCGCUGUUAAUAAUUGUGAAUAUCACUAAGAUUAGUGAAACAUGGUGUCCAGUUUUCUAUUGCGUUCCCUCUACACCCCCCCCCUUCCCGAAAGUGUGGGACAGAUAUUAAAAGCGUUGGCAGACUUGUGGAAGAAAUUGUGCAUAUGCCAAUUUUUUUUUUCCGUUUUACUAUGGUUAACCUUGUGAUCCUUACACUGCUUAAGACUUCUACUACUUGAGAAGAAAGGCAUGAGCUGGUUUCCUGAAGGCCAUUGUAUAAAAGAAACAACUCUUCAUUGUUUUUCCCGUUUCUUUUUCAUCACUCGUUAUCACCUUUUUUUUUUAAUUGUACACUUAAAACAUUCUUAACUGUUUCACUGUUUAAAUUAUCUACAGUUUGGUAGAGGUGCACCUUCAGUGAAUGAGUUAAAUCAUUUUUGUUUUUCCUUUCCCUACCUUGUGGUUAUAAUGGUGACCGUGUGGUUUCAGAUUAUUUGGACCUUGUGACAUUAGCACCCAAAUGAGUAAUAGAAACGUAACGAAACCGUUAUUGCCAGAUCUUGGUAGUCUGAAACCAUCUUUUCUCCUUAAUAUAACCAAAGAUUACAGUUUUUAGGCAAACAAUAUGACUGUUUUUUUUUUUUUUAAAGGGUAAGUUCGGGUGCAGACAAGACACAGCUUAGCUUGCUUUUCUUUAGAGCAGGGGUCCCCCAACCUUUUCAAACUGUGAGCCACAUUCAAAUAUAAAAAGAGUUGCGGAGCAACACAAGCAUGAAAAAGUCCAUUGGGGUGCCAAAUAAUGGAUGUGUUGGGCUACAAGAGGCUCUACUUGGCACUAUACUUAGUUUUUAUGCAAUUCAAUCUUGCUUUCAAGCUUGGAAUUCAAAAAUAAUCACCUGCUUUGAGGACCCUGAGAGAAACAUCCAAGGUGUUGGAGAGCAACAUGUUGCUCACAAGCUACUGGUUGGGGAUCCCUGCUUUAGAGAAUGAAAUUAACUGUUCAUGUUGUUAAAGGAAAAACUGCAACAUACUGUUCACAAUUUAGAUAACAUCUUACAAAUAAAGCUUGUUUAAGUGGCUUAGGAAAUGUAAUCACUGUAAACAUGAUCUGGGAUACCUUUGUUUUUAUUUUGAACAUUUUUGUUUGUUUACAUGUUCAUUAAAAACUAAAAUUUAAUC
Xenopus laevis (African clawed frog) is the source of this 2879-nucleotide messenger RNA. RefSeq names its product casein kinase 1 alpha 1 S homeolog (gene csnk1a1.S). Gene Ontology annotation, molecular function: kinase activity; protein serine/threonine kinase activity; protein kinase activity. The transcript has 11 exons. Bases 430 to 1536 code for a protein of 368 amino acids. The record is from RefSeq and is a predicted model, not a curated record. Lineage: Eukaryota; Metazoa; Chordata; Amphibia; Anura; Pipidae.